Microtus oregoni (creeping vole) is the source of this 3501-nucleotide messenger RNA. Its product is annotated as AF4/FMR2 family member 1-like. Lineage: Eukaryota; Metazoa; Chordata; Mammalia; Rodentia; Cricetidae. Gene Ontology annotation, cellular component: super elongation complex; nucleus. Gene Ontology annotation, biological process: regulation of gene expression. The record is from RefSeq and is a predicted model, not a curated record.
AUGACGGAAGCUGGCAAAUCGGUUGCUGGCAGAGCUCGGACAGCAGUGAAAAUAGUAACCAAGAUUCUUCGGACUCGAGAGAAGGAGAGAGGCAACCAAGAAGCUCACCCGGAGAAAGAGGUGUUUGUUGAAAAGAUGCCACUGUUUGGAGAGCCCUACAAGACUACAAAAAGGGAUGAGUUGUCGCGUCAGAUACAGAACAUACUAGGAGACUACGAAGUUAUGAAGGAGUUAUGGAGAUCUAUGUCUUGUACUCAGUGUCCAAAUGGUUCUGAAGACAGCCGGGGGAAGCCGAAAUAUCCUUUAUUUCAUGACAGGGAGAGCCUUGCAUCCAACUCCUGUUGCACGCACAUCUACCACAAGCUUUUCUGUACUUCUUCUGCCCCUGGAUCACCUUUUGUUGGUAACAUUAGCCACAGUUCAAAGAUGGCACCACCAAGGAUGGAGCCAGUGCCAAGUCUCCAUGCCAAAAACUAUGGUCCACCCAACAAACAGCAUCUGACUCGAGAUCGCCUCAGUCAGGAGGGGCACUCUUCAAACCACAAAAAGUGUGACCGCAGAGCUGAUGGUGACUCAGCUCCGGUAAAAAAACUCUCACCCUUAAUCUCCCCUGUGUCCCAUUUGUCACCUGUACAUUCCAGACUGCAAAGAACCCGCAAGGUUUACAGCAGCAGUAGCACUAGCAAUAAAGGCUACUGUGCAGACACGUCUCCCAAGGACCUGAAAGUAAAGGUUCAAGAUAACGAGACUCCUCUUGACACUUCAGUGGUAAUUACCAGACUUGGGGUGGCCUCUUCUCAAACAUUUCCACCCCCUCCACUCCCCUCAGAAAGUGUCGCAAUGCGGCAGAAGCCCAUGACAUGUAUCUGGCCCACAGACGGUCAGAAUCAGGCUCCCAGUGAGCCCUUGGGCCUGAAGCCGCCACUGGAAGACAAUGGUCAGCAGAGCUUCGAAAAACUGGAUGUAAAAGUGCCAGCCAAAGCCAAACUCACCAGACUGAAGAUAUCUUCACAGUCGGAGUCGGUGGAGCAGUUGUUUUCCAAUGAAGUCCGCUGCAUUGAGGAGAUUCUGAAGGAAAUGACCCAUUCGUGGCUCCCUCCUCUGACAGCCAAGCAUACACCCAGUACGGCCAAGACCAAGCAUACACCCAGUACGGCCAAGUCAUCCAGAUCUCCUUUCCCUACAAAGGAGCCUCUGCCCAAUAGUUCUGCAACCCAAAGCCAAAAUCAAUACUAUCCACCUUCCAAAAUUUAUCCCAAUUCCCAGCAAGGAACAUCCAUACUCUGGGAGGACCUGCAGCUCAGUGACAGUGAAGAGAGCGACACAGAACAAGCUGCAGAGAAGCUUCCAUCCCUAUCUGCACCUCCAAGCGCUCCCCAGAUUCUCCCCAAGUUGGAUCCCAAUUCACAGCAAGGGACAUCCAUACUCUGGGAGGACCUGCAGCUCAGUGAUAGUGAAGAGAGCGACACAGAACAAGCUGCAGAGAAGCUUCCAUCCCUAUCUGCACCUCCAAGCGCUCCCCAGAUUCUCCCCAAGCCGGUGGUGUCAGCACAUUCCAGUAGUGCAAAGUCAGAAAAUAAGGGUGAAAACCGCAACACUGACCAGCUACACCCUGAGUCCAAAGGCUCUCCCUCCAAGAGUUCCAGCAAAGGCGUCCAAGAUCCCACUGAAGGGCCCCAACCUGAGGAGAGGAGCUGCCAGAAAUCCCUUGCCCAACAGGAGUCCCCACCUCAGCAAACUAUUGAAACCAAACAACCCAGAAAACCUGCCAAGGGCUCUGGCCAGGCAGAGCCCCGGGCCUGUUUGCAGGUGGAAAGUAAACCAGGACCUCUUCCUUCUGAAUCAAAAAAACAGACUUCCAAAGACAAACCCAAGAUGAAGGCAAAAGGCAGGGAGCCUAAGCCUGAAGCUCGCAUGCCCAACCAUCAGGCAGCCGAGCCCGCCCCUAAGGAGAAAAGGAAGCACAAGGGUUCCCCGGCUCCCUCCAAGGUGCCCUCAGGCCCUCAGCCUCCAAAGGACAAAGCUCAAAACAGGAACUCUUUCACGCCACCCCACAGUGGUAGGGGCUGCAGUGGUGGCAGCAGUGGCAGGCCUAGCCACUGCCAACAAACUGCAAGUGUCCGGGAAGACGGUCAAAAGAGAGACACCGAAUUGCUCUCACCACUCAGGGACUCUCCACUACCAACGAGUUUGGUAGUGAAGAUAAACCUAGAUCAUCUCACUCGGAUUCCCCAGCCCCUGGGGAAGGGUGGCAGCCCUAGGAAAGCAGAAGACAGGCAGCCGCCAGCAGAUAAGAAGCAAGACCCUGCAAAGAGAGACUGCAAUGGCUCCGGCAGACUGAGCAAGAAGAGAAAGGGCAGUGACUCAGAAAAGGACCGUGCCAGCAAGAAAAUCAGAAGGGAGAAAGAUGUCCAGUCACAUUGUACUUCUUCUUCCUCUUCCCACACUGAAUCUUCCAAAACAAAAACUUCCAAACCCUCCUCAGAGUCCUCAAGAGAAGAAAUGCCUUCUCUGCCACCUGUGUCUGCCUCUUCCUCCACCCAGAAGUCAACCAAAACUGCACGCAAGAAGCCAAAGCCAGAUGUAGACACCUGUGGUCAGGACCCUCCCAAAAGUGCAGGCAGCGCCAAUGCCAAUGACAAGGACUCUUCUGUUCCCAAGCACAGAAAAGUGCCGAAAGUGCAGGCCAGGGGCUCAGAAUACAAAGGGUCUUCUAGAGAAGCCACAAACGCAUUCCUAGUGCCUUCUUUGCCAAAGGGUAACUGUAAACCAGAGCAGCCACAAGUGAAACCUUACAUGCAGAAAGCUGACUUUUACAUGAAGGAAGCUAAAAGGUUGAAGUGUAAAGCAGCGGCAACGACGAACAAGAUCAAAAAAACCUUCAAGUAUUUGGAAGCUGUCCUGUCUUUAAUUGAGUGUGGGAUGGCCAUGGAGUCAGAAAGCUCAGUAAAGGCAGAGUACGCUGUCUACUCAGAAACUGCAGACCUCAUUAAGUUCACGAUGUCAUUAAAAUCCUUCUCGGAUGCCACGGUGCCAGCACAAGAAAAGAUAUUUGCCGUUUUAUGUCUACGUUGCCAGUCACUGGUGAACAUGGCAAUGUUUUGCUGUAAAAAGGACAUAGUAAUGAAGUAUUCUCACUCUCUUAGUGACCACUUCAACAAUUCUUCUCUAUGCACAGGUAUUCCGUCCUCCCUCUCCCCAGUGCCUUCUCCUGCCAGAUCUGUCAGGUCCCAGUCAAGUGCUGAUGGGAUGACGGCCACUGUCCGUGUCCCAGUCACCAUCCAGAACAAGACCUUUGCCUAUUUCACCAUCACAAACCACCUCCUUAAAGCCUUGGAACUCUGGGAACAGUCAGAGGCCCUUACAAAGAAGAAUAAAAAAUUCUUUGCUCAGCUCAGCACAAAGGUGCGUAUCUUGACCCUCAACAGCAGCCUGGUGGACCUGGUGAUCUAUACAAAGCAAGGUCUGCAGUGGCUGAAACAAACACUCAAAACUCCCUAA